Messenger RNA from Symbiodinium necroappetens, 5619 nucleotides. NCBI's taxonomy places the organism in Eukaryota, Dinophyceae, Suessiales, Symbiodiniaceae. The record is from the annotation of a GenBank genome assembly.
AUGAAGCAGACUGUCGCAAGGCAGCUUCCUGUCAGCGUCUUCAUGGUUACCCCACAGGUUCUCGACCUAGUCCUGGAUGUACAUGACUCUCAAGGCCCCGCUGCAAUGGUUCAGGAGGAUGUCCAAGCCAGCGAGUGUGAGCUGAUCACGAGCAAGCCGAUUCUCGCGGGCUUUGACCUCCUCCUGAAGAGACCUAUCUGCAGCGCCUGCCUGCUUACUCACGCAUUCUUCAUCUCUAUUUGGACAUCCGCAUCCUAUUCCGCCUUGAAGGUGCAGCCUCUCCACCUGGAGCCAUACAACACCAGGCUGAAGAGUGCUGUGCAGUCCUUGCGGGACGAUUUCGGACAGAAUGCUGAAGGUAUGCUGUCCGAUGCCAUUUUGAUAUGGAGUCUUGAUUCACAACUUCAGAGACACCACAACUAUUCGGACUUGACCCAAGCUGUCGAGAAGGAGCUGAAGCAGUUGCAGAAGACAGAUGUAUGUCAAAAACUGGAAUGGAAGUCUGCGAAGCUUGCAAAGAGCGAAGAUGCUGCUGUUCUGCAGCUCGACCUGCAUUCUAGAGCUUCUAUCGGACACCGCAACCCAUGCUUGUACAGAAUCCGUGAGUACGUCCAAACAGUGGACCGCAGAUUUGGCAAACUCAAUGUAGCGAUGGCCGGCCCGCAUUCCGUGGUCGAUGCUUCCUAUGAGCAAUGCGACAGUGAGACGCUUUUUCAUCUUACACUGAGCACACCGCUUCUGGUACUGCUACUGAUUCUCGGUGUUGGUACGCUGCCACGUGCCAUUACACCGUGCUUCUGCCUUCUUGGCAGUGUUCCGGCCUCGCGCAGCCUGGUCGUACUGGUCAAGGCGCUUUGGCCAGAUUUGAAUAUGGUCGGACCUGACACUCAGAUUCUCUUCGUGCAGUUGGCCCUUGCCUUUGACUAUGCACUGUUCUUCUGGGUGCGCUUCUCACAAGAGCGUCGAUCGCGUACAGCAGCAGAGGUGGAUGUCGUGCUCAUGAAAACACUGCAGACCUCAGGCUUUGUCAUUCUCCUCAGCACUUCUAUUCUUGUGAUUACAUUCCUUGGUGCAAGCUGCUACCCUGACUUGAACAAGCUAGGCUACCUGUAUACAACCUUGAACUUGGCAUUCGGAAGCCUGUUUGUUGGGUUGUACAGCAUCGCGGUGCCACCGGUUUUGGUAUCCAUAUUUCCAUCAGUGUUCGACGAGCCGCAUGAGAGCAAUAUCUUGUCGUCUUGGAUGCGACGAGGAUCGAAAGUGGUUCAGCGUGGUUUCUUUAGGCCCGUAGCAGACACGAUCACAUGCAGACCCUGGAACUAUGUAGCGCCGUUUCUUGUUUUGGCAUGCUGCAGUCCCCUAAUGGUGCACAUGUGGCAUCUUCGUGCAAACUUUGAUGUGACCCUCACCGACUUUUCUACAUCUGUCCCUGAGUAUCAUGCUUAUGACUUGGUUCGGAAAAAGUUCGAUAACCGAGAGGGGAGCCAGAUGACACUGUUGAUGACUGCUUCCAAAUUACUCGCAAACUCUUCCGACCUUGUGGAUACGAGUGACUGGACGCGAAGCAAACCAUUUCAGGAAGCAGCUUGUCAUGUUGCGAGAACGGUGCUAAGCGACGACAAGUGCCAAUCUGCGAAUGUGAAUAGACACGAGAUGGUUGGAUACUGGUGGGACUCUCUGACCGGGUCUUGCGUACACAACCCGAACUUUCACGAUAAGUUCAUUUCCGAUGACGGUGUUUCCCAGAGAAUGUUUAUGUUCCCCGACAUCGACAACCUGCAAGGAGCGGAAGCUCAACGUUUGAUUCGUCACUUUUGGGAAGUUAUCGAACCCAAGGUGUCGAUUCAGAAUGGGCACGGAGAAACCCUCUUCUCUUUGCAUCUUUACACACCGGUUGCCGAAAAUAUGCUGUUGGAAGCUCAGUACCGGCACUCUGCCCCUUGGAUUCUGGGCAUCACCCUGGCCAUUGUGUGCUGCAUGGUGACUGCUUUGUUCCAGUCCGCUUUUGUUGGAAUCAAGAUGGUCUUCACGAUUGCGCUGCCGAUUGUGGCUGAGUACGGCUUUGCUGUUGGCGUUUUUCAAGAUGGAUGGCUUGCCUGGGCCGGUGUUGAUGCCACAGGUGGCUUAAAGUGGACAAUGGUUCACAGCACUUGCGGCUUCCUCUUUGCACUAGCGAUGGACUAUGACCUCUUCCUCUUCGCCCGUGUCUACGAACGCAGACAACAGGGCUAUGACAACGCCUCAGCCGUGCGCCUGAGCCUUGAAGAAACAGGCCCUCUCAUUACCCUGGCAGGGACGAUCAUGGUGAUAUCUUUUGCGUUUGUUCUCCUGUCCUCCGUGCCGGUGAUUGCACAGAUGGGUUGUUUGUACUGCUUCGGGGUGGCUUUUGAUGUCUACGUCGUCCGCAUCUUCCUUGCACCCGCCGCGCUUUGCAUCUUUGAGAACAUGAACUACUGGCCGGGGAAGGUGCCUACGCCUUUCAUCUGUUACCCUGACAAGCGGGACAUGAUCACAAAGGCGAAGGACUAUGGCACCUGUGUGAAGCACAUUGUCACCGUCGGCGAGCCAUUGGGAUGUGCAGUCGCCAAUCGUCUUGUGCGCACCAGAGGUGUGGAGGCGCAGCUCCACAACUUCUACGGAGUGUACACCGUACCCAAAGAAGGCAUCGACCUGGACAUCUUUCCAUCCAAGGCCCCAUGCGGUCGGCCACAGCCACAUGCAAAAGUCUUCGUGAUGAGAGAAGAAGCUCAGGCACAUCUGCUGGUAGACUGGAAGUUCCUGCAUUGUGCAGUUGGUUUGGUGAGCCUCGUGAUGCCGCCUGCACCAUGUAGGAAUCUGGACCUCCUGUUCUGGUGCCAGUUCCAGGUGGUGAGGCAGAUGAAGGGCAGCAGCAUCAGCGGCUAUUGGAAGCAUGACGAGCUGACUGCCCAGAAGUGGAUCGACACGAAGGACGAUGUCUCGCUCAUGUCGACCUCGGGAGACUCUACCGGACUGGAGACAUGGGCCGCUGGAGAGCGGGCCAGCUGGAGGCAGAGCUCGGCUGUCGGGGCGGAGAUCUUCACCUUCGGAGCUUUUCAGGUGAUUGGCCGCGUUGAUCGACAGGUGAAAAUCCGGGGAGUUCGUGUUGAGCCCGAAGAGGUCGAAGCAGUCCUCAGAAGGUAUCACUAUGCGACCAGCGAGGAGAUUCUCGAUUCUGGUGAGAUUCGCCAUGCCGGCCGGCUCAAAGAGGCCAGGCCAGAGCUAGAGCCCAGCCUGUCCGAAGCGAGUCGGGCCGAGUGCUCAGCAGGUCGCAGUGGUGGCUUCGAAGGAGCGGCUGAGCGGCGCAGAGCAGGGCUAAGGCUUCGCAUGUGCAAAGUUGCCACAGCUCAUACCAAGAAAGAAGCAUGUUCUGUGUGCCUGUUGGUCCUUGCCUUACUGCUUCAGCCGCCCAUCUCUGAGCCUGUGGCAUGUGCAAUGGUGGGCAGACGAGUGCAUGGAGAUUCCGGCAGAUUCAAUGCCUAUGCCUCUGCGGAACAUGCCUCUGCACGACAAAGCCUGGGGAGAAAGCGGCAUUCCAUAAGGACGCCUUGCACUCCGCCGGCCCCACGUCGCCACAGCCAGCCUGGCUUGCCAGGAAGCAAAGGAGGUCCUUCAUCCCCUUUGCAGGAAGCCGCCGUCGCUCCAAGGCGCCAAGGCGAAGGCGAAGGAGCCCGAAGUGCCCAGAGAGGAGCACGUCUGCGGCCUCCGCGUCCGUCAACCUCAAGCCAAGCCACUGCCGUGGCCGUGGAGCCCAAGGAGGCAGAGACAGCCGCUCACACAUCUCGAACGUCUCCCGCGCCUCUGCAAAGGCCACCGCUCACGCAGCAGGACCAGUGCCAUUGGAUCGAGCUUACAUCUUUGCCAGCUGCAUGGAGUUCCUCAGACAUUGAGAGAAUGUGCAAAAGAUAUGGUGAUAUCUUGGGGCCGUAUCGAGACGACAAGACGGAUGGUCAGUUUCGAGUGGGCUAUCCCUUGAGAGAAAUAGCAACCACGGCCGUGAAAAGCCUGAAUGCCAAAUUUGCUACAAAGAGGGCGGCAGCCACAGCCAGGUUUCUUCCAAGCUCAACGACCCAAAGGCAGAAGGCCUUCGUGGAUGAGCUGCUCGCUAGCAGCACUCUCAAAGGUUGGGAAGCGGAAUCGGAAGCAGCUCAACGGCGAGAGCUCUUCCUCUGGAACUUGCCAGAUCUUUUACCCGCCAAAUUGUUCUUGUGGUUACAAGGUGGAAGCAAGCAGGAUUUGGAUAGCAGAGUCCCUUUUGAGCCGUUCGAGAGUCACGAAUGGCUGGGCAAGUGCGGCUAUGUUCGGUUCCAGAGGCAUGAGGCUGCGGCCAGGAUGUUGCUGGAGAUACCGCAGAGGCCCGAGAAGUGCCGAGCGGCCUGGUCGUUCUCAGAGCGAUUGAUUGCCUGGAGAGAAACAGCGCAGAGCAUCGUCCAGGAAGCAGAGUUGGAGUUGCAAUGCCAGUCGCUUCAGCUGCUCGGAGACGGGCUAAAGCAGCGUCUAUGCUUCGAAUGGAAAGGUGCAGCAGCUGAUCUUCCAGCAACUCGCUCGGGGCUGAAGGAUCGGCUUCAAAGCGCGCUGGAAAGUGCCAUGGCGAGGCCCUGUGUCCUGGUCCGUGGCCUCGCCAAGAGCUGGACGGAGACCAGCCUGAAAGUCUUGUUUGCUUUCUAUGGCGGCAUGUCAACAGUCAGUAUGGUGCGAAGCGAAACAGAAGUCAGCUGCUACGUGCAGUUGAAGGAUGCAGCGAAUUCCGAAAAGUUUGUUGUACAGUGGGAUGGCAAGCACGUGGGUGAUGAUGAGUCCGGCUUGGAGCGCUGUCAGAUCUCUUGCCAGAUAGUUCCUUCGAGCCAGAUGCCACCUCCACCACAGGCAACCUCGCAAACAAGCGAACCUGGAACGCGCACCAACGCGAAAGAGGGAGGUGUGCUCGAGUGCCAGUGCGAACUUAGCCCAGCAAAGACGAGCACACGGACAACGCGGCAGGAAUCUUCGAAGAGAAAGCGGGAGGUCUUCACGGGCAAGCCGAGACCCGCUUCGAAGCAGGCAAACCUCCCGACACGACAUGCUAGAGGUCCUCAGCCGACAAGGAACACUGAGAGAAGAGUACGUGAGCCUCAGGGUUCCGCAAUACCACAGAGCGAAAGCAGCAAAGCACUGCUUCAUUUCCCGGAUAGCACCCGGACGCCACAGACGCCACGACAUGCCAAACAAGGCCGCGUCGAGGCCGCCCCCUGCGCAGAGGCACCACGAUUGGCAUCUAAAGCUACUCCAGCGGCUGCUCGCCGGACGAUGAUGCAAACUCAAACAGCUGCUCGCCGGAAGAUGGUGCAGGAGCGCCAAAAUUGCACGGCGGCUUUUGAAGAUCUCGGCUCUCAGACGGUACAGCUGCAGAAGGGUGAUCUGGUUAAGCUGGACCAGGCCAUCCAACGGCUCAGGCAAGCAAUUGGAGACUAUAUGCGCACGGAGCGCUUUGAUCGCCCCCUCGUGGAUGCGUGCCUUCGAGGUGGCCGUCCUUUGCUGUCUUCCCGUAGUUCGCGGCCACAGGUUUACUUGCUCAGGAUUUUCCUGCGUGGAGGAAAGAGGGCCUGUUGGGGUUAUGGGUGA